Molecule: messenger RNA, 691 nt
Organism: Moneuplotes crassus
Lineage: Eukaryota; Ciliophora; Spirotrichea; Euplotida; Euplotidae
Source: the annotation of a GenBank genome assembly
UAACAAAUGAAUAAAUUUAUUGCACUGACCGUACUCUUGCUCUCAAGUGUUUUGGUGGCAGCUGGACCAUUGACUAUUGAUGUUGGAGGAGGAGCUCUAUUCAGACUCCAAGAUGAAGUCUUAGAUGCUUUCAAUAGAAAAGUUCGCUUUGAGAUGACCCUAAACUCCAAUCUUCAUCUCCUUGAGACAGCCACUGCUAUAUGCUUUGACUCUGAUGAUACCUUCAGCAUAUCUGAUGGAGCACCUGGAUGGGGAAUGAGUUUCCUCUGUACUGUUUCUGAAUGUAGCACGAAUGCUCACUUGCAUACUCUCUUGUUCGGAUCCCAUUAUCAGGAAGGACAUUGGGUUGGAGGUGGAGUUGAUGCCUCUUUUACUUGGAAUGGUGGACUUGAACCAAAUGACGGAAUAUUCCCAGUGGCUCAAUUCUACAUGGGAAUAAGCUUAGCCGCUUCUAUUAACCUUCCAGAUCUUGAAGCUGCUGUAGAUACUUAUUACAAAUGCUUCACCAAUUUCGAUGGGUCAUAUGUUGAGGAUAAUCUUUUGGUAGAUAUUAACCUGGAUAGUGACUGGCAAGAGCACAAUGUCACAGUUGCAGCUACUCCUUCUCUUCCAUAAAGUGAUGAAGAUCCAGAAGCUUAAGCAAAUAGCUUGGUUUGGAGUUAAAACCUAUACCAUAAUUCUUCAUAAAAAC